GCGACAGCACGGGGACCGCAGCGCAGCGCAGCGCACACGCCGAGCCAGCAUGUCAGCCGUGGCCAACACGACCCUCAGCCGAGCGCUAGCGCUGCUCCAGCUGCUGCUGCUUGCGGCGGUCACCUGGGCGCGGGUCGUGCCAAACAACGUACCCAUUUGCAAACGCAGUGAUCCGCAGUACGAUGCCUGCGUCGUCAAGUCUGUGGAAGCCAUUACGCCUCACCUAGUCAAAGGAAUUCCUAAGAUGCGGGUACCACCGUGUGAGCCGCUGGUUAUUCCUGCCCUGGCUAUCGACAGAAACUUGGAAGCCCUCAAGGUCAGAGCUGACUUGAAGAAUAUACGUAUAUAUGGCGGAACCACCUUCGUUAUUAACAAGCUCAAGACAGAUCUCCAUGGUCUAAGUCUGGAUCUGUCAGUGUCCUUCCCACACAUCUACAUGGUAUCUGACUAUGACAUCGAUGGCCGCAUUCUGGUUGUUCCGCUUAAGGGUCGCGGAGAGUUCCGAGGGAAUUUCACGGAUGUAAAAGGUGACAUCCAUGGAAAAGGAAUGUUGGUGAACAUAUCAGGAAAGCAAUAUCUGCAAGUGCAGAAAUUAACUGCCAGUGCAGAUGUGAAGGAUGCUGUUCCUCAGAUAAUCAACAAGGAUAAGAGCACAGAAGCUAUCACAAAUACUGCCAGCAACUUUAUCAACGAGAACAAGAGACAAGUGUUUCAGAUUAUUAAACCCUUGGUUGAUGACACUUUGGCUGCUGUGCUGACAGAAUUUGCAAACAGCAUACUGAGAACAAUGACAAUAGAUGAGAUUCUACCAGAUUAAAGGAGAAAAAAAUACUUAUUUCAUCACAUCAACUUAAUGAAUGUAACUGUUAUACUUCAUUUGAUUUCAUGUACAAAGCUACAUGCAUGUGAACAGUUUUUAAAACAUUAUAUUAAUGGUGCUUCAAAACCCUAUAGAAGGUACAUUAUUAUCUUUAAAAAUGUGAUAU
Schistocerca piceifrons (Central American locust) is the source of this 986-nucleotide messenger RNA. Its product is annotated as circadian clock-controlled protein daywake-like. The transcript is spliced from 6 exons. The record is from RefSeq and is a predicted model, not a curated record. Bases 50 to 817 code for a protein of 255 amino acids. NCBI's taxonomy places the organism in Eukaryota, Metazoa, Arthropoda, Insecta, Orthoptera, Acrididae.